GCACUUGUUUAGAAGCUAAUGAAAGCCGGCUAAGCGGCGUUAGCACCGCUGCUGCACUGUAACGUUAGCUAUGGCUGUCAUUAGGCUAAGCUAGUUCGGAUCACUUUAGCGUUAAGUUAGCGUUAAUGACUCUUUUGAGGAGUAUCGCUACAUCAAACACGCGGAUUGGCCUCUCUUUUGUCAUCAGUUAUUUUUUCCACAAUGGCAUCGUCUGCAAUGAUCACCGUCCCCACCACCGCCUCCCGCUUCGCCCUGCUCCAGAUCGACUCGGACUCGGACUCGGAUGCCUCAGAGGUGGGCAAGACCACCACCAAAGGCGGACGGGACGGGAAAAGCCGGCAGGGGAAAGCAGCUGUUGGGGGCAAAGCCGCACCAAACAACGAAAAGAAGAAAGACAAGAAAAAGAAAAAGAAAGAACAGCAACAGAGCGAGGCUAGCGAGUUACGAAGUCUGGCCUUUAAAAAGAUCCCUCAGAAGUCUUCUGCCCCUCCUCCCAUUACAACACUUCAAGGAGUAGCCAAUGAACUUCUCAAUCCUACAGCAGGGGACCAGAAUAUACCCUCAGAAGGAUGGCAACAGUGGAAGCAGAGGGACGAGCAGAUAACCAGUGAGCUAUAUGAAGCAGACUUGGAAAAGGCCUUGAUGCUUAGCAAACUGGAGUAUGAACAACAGAAACAACAGGUGCACAAUAACAGCACACACACGUCCUCGCCUAAAUCAGGAGGAGGAAAGAAAGAGAAGAAGAAGAACCAGCAGGGAAAAGAUAAAAAGACGGUUUCCCUGCAGGACUUCCAGGCAGAGGGCAGUGUAGAACAACAUUUAAGUAAGAAACAGGAGAAAGAGGAAGCCACCAGAGUAGCCAAUCUAGCAGUGGGAACAGGGCAGGAGGAGCGGUUCUUUAAUAAGCUGGAGGAUGACGUCAGUCGGAUCAUCCAACGGGAAAAGAGGCGCGAGCAGUACACCAGCAACCAGGGACAAGAGGUCAACACCUCCACAGAACACGACCUGGACCCUCGAGCAGAGCAACUCAAGUAUGAGCUGGAAAAGAAAGACCAGGAGAUUGACAAACUAAAGAAGACCAUCUCACAGUGGGAGGUGAAAUACAAAGAGGUGAAAGCAAGAAAUGCCCAGUUACUGAAGAUGCUGCAACAAGGAGAGAUGAAAGAUAAGGCAGAAAUCCUUCUACAGGUUGAAGAGCUAUUAAAUAUCAAAGAAGAGCUGUCGUCACAGGUAUCAUUACUGCAUGCUGCUCUUGAACAAGAGAAGUCAAAAGUCAAAGGCCUACAGUCUGAACAGCCAAAACAUCAGGGCAACAAGAAGGGGAAGAAAAGUUCAGAGUCAGAUCUAUGAAGAUUCCCACAGGAAGACACCUUUACUGUAAAAUGAAAUGAACAAACAAAUGAAGACAACCUCUGCUGAUUACUGUCAGGGUUUCCCUCCCUUUGUUUAUGAAGUUUCUCCUGUCUUAUGUCAGCACACUAUGCAUGCCCCCUGUCAGCACACAUACAUACACUCAAACACACACACUCAUACA
Myripristis murdjan (pinecone soldierfish) is the source of this 1534-nucleotide messenger RNA. RefSeq names its product G kinase anchoring protein 1 (gene gkap1). Lineage: Eukaryota; Metazoa; Chordata; Actinopteri; Holocentriformes; Holocentridae. Gene Ontology annotation, cellular component: Golgi apparatus. The record is from RefSeq and is a predicted model, not a curated record. The transcript is spliced from 12 exons. The coding region runs from base 202 to 1350 and encodes 382 amino acids. Gene Ontology annotation, biological process: signal transduction.